This is a messenger RNA of Phyllotreta striolata, 1434 nucleotides long. NCBI's taxonomy places the organism in Eukaryota, Metazoa, Arthropoda, Insecta, Coleoptera, Chrysomelidae. The record is from the annotation of a GenBank genome assembly.
UUUUGUUGACGUUUAGUUUGCCUUAGUUGAUUUCAGUUAUAUUUUUAUUUAUUUUUUAAGUUUUUUCUAAUUUAUACAUCGUUUUAUUCGAGCCUACAUAUCCAUAAUAAUCCAAGCAAUGGCCAGAAAAAGAGGAAGAUGCAGAAAGCCUAUAAAAUCUGGCGAAAAAAUCGACAAGAACAUCAACAACAAUUACAUCAAUACUCCAAAGGAAAAAGCCAAGAAAAACAACGCUAAAAAAACCGAAGUUAUCACCAAAUCCACUACAAAUUCUUGCAGUUAUUGCGGCUCAUUGUUCUCCAAACGAACAACUCUGCAAAAACAUCUAAAUAAAUGCUGCAAGAAUACAACAAAUUCACUCGCAUUCAACAUAAAAACUGGCCAUAGUCAAAGUAAUGUACACUAUUCGUAUUCUUGCCAACAUUGCUCAAAAUCUUUCCUAAGAAAUUCAACAUAUCGAACACAUGUAUCAAUUUGUUCCACUAAAAAUACAACCAAUGAAGUUAUUGCAAACACAACUAGCAACACAUCUUGCUCGAACAAUCCUGAUGAAACGAAUAGAUUCAGUUCCAGUAGCUCAAAAUCACCAAAAUCUGACCACAAAGAACAAAAUGAAACGACCACAACUUGUACAAACACAUCUAAUACCAUAAACGUAAGUCAAAACAUCAUUAUUCCUGUUAAUAAACUAUUGGAUAAGCCUGAUUCUGACGCACAAAGCACAGUUUUGAUCGAUACUGACGAUUCUGAUGUGCAAAUCAUCCAACAAAAAAUCCCCAAGUAUGAUCUCUCGAUAUACGAUUACGACGAAGACAUCGACACAGCUCAAGUACCGAGCCCAACCAAAAAUAAAUGCAAAAUAUGCGAGUACACAGCGGAUUCCCCGAUAGAGCUCAUCAAACACAAACGAACGAAGCACGCGCAAACCGAACCGGUACUGGUGUUCCCUCCUGAGGAAGUUCGGAAGUACUUCGAUUGGCCGGAUAGGAGUACUUGUCCUCUGUGCGGGAAGCAAUUGAAGACGAGGAACUACAAGUCGUUGUUUCUGAGGCAUCUGUCUGUGCAUACUGUAGGAUUGGCCUACGAGUGUAGGAUCUGCGGGAAGAAGUUUCGCAGAGUGGAUCAAUUGCGGGGGCACGAGAACAGGCACGUCGUGAGUUACGAGGAGGUGAGGGCUUUGAAGGAUGCUGUUUAUGAGGAUGAUGUUGCUUUGAGACAGCAUAUUAACAUGUGACCGUUGAGCGGGGAGGUUAAUUUGGUUGUGAAUUAUGAGGGAUGAUUACUGGUAUUUUUAUUCCUUACAUACCAUAGAAUAUUCCUUGUUGGUUUUCCUUAUAUAUUAUUAUCUGUAUAUCCUUCUAAUUCCCUUCUGUAAUAAUUGUUUUCCAGUGAUUCAUCCCUCAAAGUAACUAUUGUACUGAAAACUAGGUUUAU